AUGUUGCCUUCCCAUCUUCUUCUGCCACUUCUCUUCCUUGUACCAACUCUGUUCCUAUCCCUGUGCCUUAAACGACCUAAGCAUGACCAGAAACAACCGCCAGGUCCACCGGCCUGGCCGGUGAUCGGCAACCUCCACCAGCUGGGUACUCUCCCGCACCGAUCCCUUCAGUCUCUCGCGAAGCGCUAUGGACCCAUCAUGUCCUUGCGACUCGGACAGGUCCCUGCUGUUGUCGUCUCUUCCCCUGAAGCUGCCGAGCUUUUCCUGAAGACGCACGACGUCGUCUUUGCGAGCCGGCCAAAGACUCAAGCGUCGGAGUUCCUUUCUUAUGGCUCCAAGGGGAUGGCUUUCUCUGAAUAUGGUCCUUACUGGCGUAACAUGAGGAAGCUCUGUACUUUGCAGCUUUUUAGUGCAUCGAAAGUAGAGUCGUUUGCCCCCUUGAGAAGGAGGGAGUUGGGACAGCUGGUGAAGUCGAUCGAGAAAUGGGCGGCGGCGCGUGAGGUGGUGGAUCUGACGGAGAAGGUGGAGCGACUUGUAGAAGAUAUAAUGUAUAAGAUGAUAUUUGGAAACAACAGGGAUGAUAGGUAUGAUCUGAAGGGGCUUGUUCAUGAGACGCUGAAUUUGGUUGGAGCCUUCAAUAUUGCAGAUUUCGUGCCUUUCUUGGCGCCACUUGAUAUCCAGGGCUUUGCAAGACGCUUGCGGAAGAUUAGCAAGGAACGUGAUGAGAUGUUAGAAACGAUUAUUAGAGAGCAUGAAAAGGCAACAGCAGAAGGGCAGAAUAGAAGACGCAAGGACUUCGUGGACAUACUACUCUCUUGCAUGGAUACUUACGAUGAUGAGCACAACUUCGUCAUAGAUCGAACCAACAUCAAAGCGGUCCUUCUAGAUACGAUCGUUGGUGCAGUGGAGACUUCAGCUACUGUCAUUCUGUGGGCUUUCUCGGAACUCUUAAGGAAUCCAAGGGUGAUGAAAAAACUCCAGCUCGAACUAGAAAACCAAGUAGGAAUAAGCAAAAUGGUCGAGGAAGCCGAUUUGCCAAGGUUGAGUUACUUAGAUAUGGUGAUUAAAGAGACUAUGAGGCUAUACCCAGUUGCACCCUUACUAGUCCCUCGUGUGUGUAGGGAAGACAUCACGAUCAAUGGCUAUGACAUAAGGAAGAACUCACGAAUCAUAGUGAACUCGUGGACCAUAGGAAGAGAUCCUAAGAUAUGGUCUGAUAACGUGCAAGAAUUUUGUCCAGAGAGGUUCUUGGACGGCAAUAUGGACUAUCGAGGAUAUGAGUUCCAAUUCUUACCAUUUGGUUCAGGUCGAAGAGGCUGCCCUGGUCUGCAAUUGGGUUUAAUUACUGUUAAGCUUAUUUUAGCACAAUUGGUUCACUGCUUUAAUUGGGAACUUCCAGAAAACAAGUCUCCUCAUGACUUGGAUAUGUCUGAGACAUUUGGUCUCUCAAUGCCAAGAGCCAAGCACUUGUUAGCUCUUCCAUCUUAUCGCGUACCAGUUAAUUGAUGAAUGUUAUUAAUCUCAGUCUUUUCAGUUCAGUAGAAGUAUCAGUUUGAUUGGUUAGUUAUGCUGAAAUGGUAUGAAAGUUAUGUAGUGGACUUAUUUUAUAAUGUCAGGUUUCGUUCCAUUUUUCCAAA
Molecule: messenger RNA, 1637 nt
Organism: Neltuma alba
Lineage: Eukaryota; Viridiplantae; Streptophyta; Magnoliopsida; Fabales; Fabaceae
Product: cytochrome P450 CYP736A12-like
Exons: 2
Coding region: 1-1506 (501 amino acids)
Molecular function (GO): oxidoreductase activity, acting on paired donors, with incorporation or reduction of molecular oxygen; heme binding; monooxygenase activity
Source: RefSeq, a predicted model, not a curated record